AUGUAAUAAAUUUGUGACUUUCAUUUACGUUUCAUAAAAUAAGUCUGUUGUGAAAAUCAAUGUUCAUCAAAACUUCUUUGUGAUGAAUGCAUAAAAUCAAGCAAUGAUCAUGCAGGCCAUAGGUUAGUUGAUUUGUAACAGUUUAUGAAUUUAGCAGAAUAGUUUUUAAAAGGAGGCUAUCCAGAAGUGGUAUUAUAUGGAGCUGAUUUAAAUACAAAAACAAAAAUUUACGUUUCUAACACUCAAAAUAUUAAGCAGGAUAUGUAAGCUUAGUACGUUAAAAUGCUCGAAGAUUAGAUUUAAAAAUACAUAAACCAAUUGGUUGAUGGAAUCAAAUAAGGUAAAAAAAUGAUUAUCGAAUUUGUGAAUUAGAUUAUUGAUGAGAGUUUUUCUUCAGCAGUUUUAAAUAAUCGAGAAUGCAGUCAUAUGAUUGUCAAGGGUGUUUUGCAGGCUUUCGAGCAGAAGAUAUCAACGAAGGAUGGGAACAAUUUAUUGUAUAGAUUGCAUACUGGAUAAUUGGAGAAAGAUUAUUAUGAAAAGAAAAUUCAAGGGUUAGUAGAAUUGUUUCAAACUCAUUUAAAAUAAAUUUUGGAACCAUUGGGUAAUUAGGUUGAGAAUUAUGCAAAGCAAUUUCUAUAACAAAUGGAAAAGGUAAAGGUUUCAGUUAAAAAUGAACACUUCAAUCUCAAUAGGACUAAUAUGAUUGCCAAGUAAUUUAAAAUCAAAGAUAUGGUCAUCGACUAAAACCUUUAGUUGAAAGUCGAAUAGCCCAAUUAUGUUUCUAGAAAACAUAAUGUAUCAUUGCCACCACCACUCCAAAAUGAAGGUGAAUAUUAGAAUAUCUUCAAACUUAAAACUGCCAGAAUUCCUAAACAGAGGAAACUAGAGUUACUUAAAUCUUUAGACUUCAUGCAUCAUACAGCGAGGAGUGAUUCGAAUUUGUAAACUAUCUCACAAAUCACUCCCCAAAAGGCAAAAUUAGAUAAUGCAGGACAAGAUCUUAAAAGAAUUAUGGUUGUCAAUUCAAUUCAUUAAAAUCUUCUUGAUGUAAUUAGCAUUCAGGGUAACAUUUGUAUCACAUCUGGAAAGGAAGGCACCUUGAAUUUAUUUACUAUUUAAAUUGACGGACCUGACAUUUCUAUAGUAAACCAACAUUAAAUCAAACCCCAUCAGGAAUUGAGAGAUGUGGAAGUCUGUUAAACUCCAGGCAUGUUUCUUACUGUUGGUAGGAACAUCAAAGUAACUAAUGAGAAAUAUGUGGAUUUGGGAUACAUAGUGAAGUUGUUUCUUUUUCAAGAUAUUAAAGACAUUGAAUUGUUGACUGAAUUCAGGGAUCUUCACAAUCAACCUAUUGAGAAAUUGAAGUUCAUCAAUGAGAAUUAUAUCAGAACAAGGAUAGAAUAUUCGAAGUUUAGUAAUGAAUUAGAAUUUGCAUCCCAAACUGUGGACACAAUUAAAGUGUGGAAAUUCUCAUUCGAUAGCUCUAAAAUAUACGAGGGAGAAAUGUAGGAGAUGUAUAAAGUUGAAGUCAAGUAGUAAAUAAUCAAAAGCAUUGAAUUUUGCAGCGAUUUCUUAAUUUUAACAACCAAAUAGAAUUAUUCCAUAUAUUUCAAGACCACACUAAUUAAGUAGUAAGUUUAAGGGAAAGAUUGCAUUGUAAAAUCUAAGGUGAUCAAUAACAACAGAGUUUUGAUAUUGAGUAACUAGGGAGUCAUUACAAUCUUGGAUAUGUUGAAGAUCAAAAAUAACGAUAAAUCAUUUGAACCUCAAAAAAUAAACAUCAAGAAGUAUUUGAGAUUGAUCCUGUUUGAGAAAGAGGAGAAGGAAGUCGAGUUUAUAGAUUGUAUCCAAAUCAAUCAAAAAUUCCUUGUGUUCAUGCAUAGUACAGUAUAUGAUCAUUUUCUCACAUUGAAUAAAAAUUUUGAUAUAGAAAAUAGAUUCAGAUACCCGCCUUCCGAGAUAAGAUUAUUGAAACAAUUGGAAUUUGAUAAAUAUAAUUUCAUCAUAAGUGUUGAGGGCAAGAAUGACUUCGGAAUUUGGAAUAUUGUUUUAAAAUGA
Paramecium tetraurelia is the source of this 2058-nucleotide messenger RNA. RefSeq lists its product as uncharacterized. The transcript is spliced from 6 exons. NCBI's taxonomy places the organism in Eukaryota, Ciliophora, Oligohymenophorea, Peniculida, Parameciidae. Gene Ontology annotation, molecular function: protein binding. The record is from RefSeq and is a predicted model, not a curated record.